UAACCUUAGGUUGUGGGGGUGCGGUUGUGAUCUUUUACGAUUUUAAAUAAAGAACUGAAGUUUUUUAAUAAAAAUGGAGCCGUACGAUGUAAUUGUUAAUCAGCCAGUGGUUAUCGAUAACGGUUCUGGAGUUGUCAAAGCAGGUUUUGCAGGUGAUCAAAUACCAAAAUGUAGAUUUCCCAAUUAUAUUGGAAGACCAAAACACGUUCGUGUGAUGGCAGGUGCUUUAGAAGGAGAUUUAUUUGUCGGCCCCAUAGCCGAGGAACAUCGUGGCCUUCUAUCUCUUCGUUACCCCAUGGAACACGGAAUCGUCACCGACUGGAACGACAUGGAGAGAAUUUGGUCAUACGUUUACAGCAAAGAUCAGUUAGCAACUUUUAGUGAAGAGCAUCCAGUUUUAUUAACAGAAGCUCCUCUCAAUCCCAGAAAAAACCGGGAAAAAGCUGCCGAGAUCUUCUUUGAAUCAUUCAACGUCCCAGCCUUAUUUGUCUCUAUGCAAGCCGUACUUAGCUUAUAUGCAACUGGAAGGACGACAGGAGUUGUUUUGGAUUCUGGUGACGGAGUUACGCAUGCAGUACCAAUUUACGAAGGUUUCGCAAUGCCUCAUAGUAUAAUGCGAGUAGACAUAGCUGGUCGGGACGUGACGAGAUUUCUCAGGUUGUUACUUCGAAAGGAGGGAAUUAAUUUCAAGACAUCGGCAGAAUUUGAAAUAGUUAGGACGAUUAAAGAACGAUGUUGCUACCUCUCGACUAAUCCCCAGAAAGAAGAAGGUAGUGAGACUGAAAAGUUUCCCUAUGUUUUACCAGAUGGAAGUCAUUUAGAGAUUGGACCAGCUAGAUUUAGAGCACCGGAAGUUCUUUUCAGACCUGACCUUGUAGGAGAAGAGUGCGAAGGAAUUCACGAAGUUCUCAACUAUUCUAUACAAAAAUCUGAUUUGGAUUUAAGGAAAGUUCUUUUCCAGAAUAUUGUGCUCUCUGGUGGAUCUACUCUACAUCGCGGUUUCGGAGACCGAUUACUCGCUGAAAUUCGUAAGAUGGCGCCGAAAGACAUUAAAAUUAGGAUAUCAGCACCACAAGAGCGAUUGUACAGCACUUGGAUAGGAGGUUCAAUUUUGGCAUCUCUGGACACGUUCAAAAAGAUGUGGGUCAGUAAACGAGAAUAUGAGGAUGACGGCGUAAAGGCGAUUCAUCGCAAGACUUUCUGAGUAUUAUUUGCAUCAAUUGGAUGUGAGGUUAUCCUAAUGCUAACAAACAAAAAAAAAGCUCGGCACAAUUUUCGCACUUUUGCCUUUUUCUAUUGUUAACGAAGCAUCAAAUCUAUUCAUCUGCAUGAUGAGCCUGUCUCUUUACGUGCGACUUGAUUUUCUUUUAAUUCUGCGCGUAUUUUUACGAUUAAUUUGAGAAAUUCGAGUAUUGGAGAAUACUAUGUCCCAAAUGGAAGAAAAAACGUUGCAAUAUGUAAGAAAUACCUAUUUAUCAAGUUUUAUACGCCAUUUUUUAGUUUAAUGUAUAGAGGAUUAUUUUCAAUACAUUGAAAAAAAAUUUAUGCUCCGCAGAAUCAUAUUGUAUUUGUAGAUUCGAUUUAUUGUGACUUUAUCUGUAUCUUUUGAACUCUGAUAAAUGUCAAGAGCAUAGUUUUUUUUCGAAGUGAUUUUUUCAGGACUCGCGGCUUUGCUUCAAAAGGUUUUUCUUAUUUAGGUUGAAGCGAAACUGAAAGCCUCCUGUAAAAUGCUUUGUUCUAAUCCGAAAGUCCGAAACUCGGGCACAAUUUUUUAUUACGUUUUAACGACAGCAAGAAUUCUGUUUUGCGUGGAAUGUUCCAUCUAGGAGUUUCUACGAAAUUCAUUGUUUCUGAAUGAAAAAGACAGUCGACUUUAGGGGAAAUUUGUAAAAUUAAUACUCAGUUUUAUGUCGUUAAUUUGGAUUCUUUAAUUCUUUAAUGAAGAGUAAUGCUUCGGUGAAUUUGCAUUUCUCAGUUGUUGAGAUUCUUGAGAAAUGCGGUUGUAGGAAUUCGAUGCAUUUUUGUACUAUAUACCGUGGCUUGUGUAUUUAAGAAUUUUGCCGACGCAAGAAACGAUUAUUUCGUGCACGGAAACAAUCUGAAUGGUAUUUCGCAUUGGUGGCUUCAAUCUAGAUUUGAGUAAUUUAUUUAUAUUACCUUCUAUAUUAAUUUCACAUUACUAUUUUUAUCAAAAAUAAAUUUUGGAAAAACCAAA
Belonocnema kinseyi is the source of this 2215-nucleotide messenger RNA. RefSeq names its product actin-related protein 1 (gene Arp1). NCBI's taxonomy places the organism in Eukaryota, Metazoa, Arthropoda, Insecta, Hymenoptera, Cynipidae. The transcript is spliced from 7 exons. The record is from RefSeq and is a predicted model, not a curated record. Bases 74 to 1204 code for a protein of 376 amino acids.